Messenger RNA from Argiope bruennichi, 1678 nucleotides. RefSeq names its product probable serine carboxypeptidase CPVL. The record is from RefSeq and is a predicted model, not a curated record. Gene Ontology annotation, biological process: proteolysis. The transcript is spliced from 4 exons. Bases 175 to 1605 code for a protein of 476 amino acids. Gene Ontology annotation, molecular function: serine-type carboxypeptidase activity. Lineage: Eukaryota; Metazoa; Arthropoda; Arachnida; Araneae; Araneidae.
UUAAUACAGCUAGAUUCGUCGAAUCGACGGAAUAUAUAAAUAGUCAGCGCUGACUUAGCAACGAUCGCUUUCAAAAACAAGUGAUUUGGGAGAUAAAUUGAAUAUAAACCCCGCCCUGGGAGAGUUCGGAAAACUUCUCUUAUUCCGUCCUGUUUUAUUGUUAGUGCCGCAAAGAUGACGGCUCUGAACUCUUUGUUAUCCCUCCUGCUUGCUUCGAAUGUCACUUUUCUGAGUCCUGCAAAUGAAAUUGAUGUUACGCAUGUGAGAACAAAUGCUGAUGUGUUUGAAUCAUCUCCAAAAAAUGAUCCUGAGCAACCUCUGUUUUUGACACCUUACAUUGAAAAUAGAGAUAUCGAGAGAGCCCGUUUUUUGAGUAAAGUUGGAAAACUGCCAAACUCUCCUGACGUCCCCAGUUACAGUGGCUUAUUGACAGUAAAUAAACAGCAUGACAGCAAUAUGUUCUUUUGGUUCUUCCCUGCAUUGAACAAUGAUACCAAAGCUCCUGUAAUCCUCUGGCUUCAAGGUGGGCCUGGGGCGUCUGAUCUCCUCGGUCUAUACGUGCUUCAUGGCCCAUACAUUAUUCGCAAAAAUCUAACUGUGGAAUUACGAUCGCAUACUUGGGCGAAGGAAUUCAAUGUAAUUUAUGUGGACAAUCCGGUUGGAACUGGUUUUAGUUUCACAAAUCACGAUGACGGAUAUUCCAAAGAUCAAGAUCACGUGGCCGACAAUCUGUAUGAAUUUCUACAGCAGUUUUUCAAAGUGUUUCACGAAUAUGCAUCGAAUGACUUGUAUGUAAUAGGAGAAUCAUACGGAGGAAAAUAUGCCCCUGCUAUUGCUUACAAGCUCCAUGUCGCAGGUCCUCCAGCUCAGAUCAAAUUUAAAGGAAUUGGUAUUGGGAACGGUCUAUCUGAUCCAGAAACUCAGAUGAAUUACAGCGAUUACUAUUACCAGUUAGGGCUCAUCGAUCGCAAACAAGCAGAAAUCAUUCGAAACUCAGCCGAAAAAGCUGUACAACAUAUUAGAUACGGCAGCUAUAUACAGGCUCGUGAGCAGUUUAAUAACAUUGUGCAAGAUGUUCCCCAAGAAGCUCAUCCAAACUAUCUUCUUCAAUUUGCUGGCUACAAUUAUGCUUACAAUUUUUUGCAAACCGAAGAACCAGAAGACCAUUCUUACUACAAAAAGUACGCGGAAUUACCUGAAUUUAGGAAUGCGAUCCACGUUGGGAAUUUGACUUUAAACCAGCCGGAUAAAGUGAGACAGUUUUUGAUCCCAGAUGUUAUGAAAUCCGUCAAGCAAAAGUUAGUUACCAUCAUGAACAAUUAUAAAGUACUUAUAUAUAAUGGACAGUUAGAUCUGACUUUGCCAUACGUUCUGAUGGUGGAUUUCCUUUCCAAAGUUGAAUGGAAAUUGAGUGAUGAAUAUAAAAACGCCGACAGGAAAAUUUGGAGACUCGAUGGAAAAGAUGAAGUUGCCGGAUAUGUGCAUAAUGUUGGCGAUUUUUACCAUGUAUUAGUAAGGUCAGCUGGUCAUAUGGUGCCAUAUGAACAACCUGAAUAUGGAUUAGAUAUGAUUAAUCGAUUCAUAAAGGGAAAGCCAUUUGCUUAAGUGUAUGCUUAUUAAUGAUAAAAAAAAUUUCCAUUCAUUGCUCUUGAACAUUUUUUAAGAUUAAUGAACUAAG